UGGUUUUACCUUGUUAUGUUUUUAUCACACUUCCAUUUGAGCAAGCGAAGAAGGUGGUUGGUUGAUCUCUGCGCUGCGGUUUCAGUGUAAUUGUGCUGAGUUUAAUUAUCAGUUUUUGAAUAAUUAGUUUUGUGCCGAGUUUAAUUGCAAGUUUGAUUUUUGUUCUGGAUUGCGGAUUCCUGGUGACCACUGCGGAAUCUUUUGGAGUUUUUGUGGAAUUGCUGGGGGCUUUGCCCAACGUGGAAAAUUUUCUCGCGCGAGUCCAAAACAUCUGAAAAGUUGGUUUACAUAAGUAUCUAUUGGAAUGCUUUGUCUACAGUCAAAUGAUAAAUAGUGUUAGUCAGUAAGCCAAAGUGCAGUCAGAUUUAGCCAGAUACCCUUAAUCGAAUGAGAAAUCAAUAAGCUGAGCUGAAAUACAUAAGGGCAAGAAAUAUAAAAUAAGAAGAAAAAAUCCUGUUAAAUCUACCAUAACGCCAGAGAAGCAGGCAAUAAUAUAAACAUGAGCGAUACACAUUCGAACAAGAAAAAAUACUAACACACACUUGACACAACCGAAGAAGCCCGUUGAAAUUUCUGAUCUCGCUAUUAUGUUUAGUUCAUAAGAAAUUGCGCUCUAACUGCUUAUUGGAGAAAUAGAGUUCAAAAACCUAUACUGCUUAAAAACGAUCGUAGAAUUUGAAAAAGCAAUUGCGCGAUGAUAAUAGUAUAAGCAACGCCAAUCACACAAGAAAGCUGUGUACAUCAUAUCCCUCCAAUAUAAACGCACAUUUUUACAAUCAAACAACAGCAACGAUUACAUCAAGGAAUUUACAAAAAUCGUCUGGUAUUGACCACACCACCACCACCUACUGCUAUAAAAGACAUACGCUUUUCAGAUUAUAUAAAAAAACAGCCGAGGAAAGCAGCAUCUGCAGUUAGUUAAACUUAUAAACAAUUUUCUAGCGCGGAGUGAUAAUAGAAAACCAAAAUUUUCCUGCACAAUACACUGCGGCGUAUAUAACGCGCAAAGAUAUCUACUUUGGACAGCUAUUUGUACAUUCGAAUCGCAUUGGAUUACUAAUCUUACCUAAUUUAAAUGGAACUAUUUCCUUGUCCAGCCCCUGCAGUAUAAAAACAUAUUUACACCAAAGAACUAUCUGUUUUAUCAAGUGCUGCUCGAUACCAAGCUUAGGUAAUCGCUUUUAUCUCGAGAGUAAAAACAUGACAUGGCUAUAAUGAAACACAUUUCUCAACAUCAUUUAGUGUGGAAACACAUUUACCUUCUUUAACGGGCCAGCGCCUACUAGAAGAUAUUCAUGAUUUGUAGGAGGCGUAUCAGAAACUGCACUUAACUCCUCUAAACACUGAAAGCGAGGAGAUAAGAUUGUCUCUUCAAUUUAAAUUAAAAGCUUAUUUAACCAGCCUUUAGACCGUUAUGAAUUAUUAGCAAUGCCAAUACCGCAACACAAGACAUCGCACAAAGUUAUAAAUGAGCGUGCCUGUGCGAAAUUCGAAACUCUCUGUAUAUGUGCUGCACCCAUAACUAGUAUUAAUGAAAAUGGUGAAAAAUUAUACCGUUCCAGUGAUGAUAAGUAUGUCAAAAAUAUCUCUAAAGACACGGAAUCAUCAGAAACCGAAAGCAAAUUUUUAGACGAGAAUACAUCGAAUGAGAGGCAACAAAACCUGACUUCUAUCAAUGUGAAGUCUGGUUGCGUUAACACAUCUUAUCUCGCAUCAGAUCGUGACCCUAAUAAUAAAAUCGUGGAAAUACAAACUUCGAAAAACACAUCUACGAAGGCAGCACAUAAAAUAAAAAGCGAAGAAACCAACAUUCAAGCUCAGCUAGGCUCAAGCACAAAUAUUUUAUCUUUAAGAUUAGCAUCGUCAUUGCCAAUCAAGAUUAUAAGUGGUAAUAGUGAUGAUAGUUUGCUAUUAAAAUCAAAGAAUCAAGAGUCUGCAGAACUAAAGAACAAUAAUUGCAUCAAUAGUAAUAAUUCGCGUACUUGUUUAAGUCUAAUUUCUAAUAACAACUUCACAACUCACAGUACUACUAACGGCAAUACAAUGGUUGGUGCACAAAAGAAAACUCAGCAACUGUCGUCUGCACAAACGCUUGAUGGUGUGCAGAAUGCAAGCAACCAUAAUUUUACGAUUGGCCAUGAUAGACAACAUGCGUUACUAGUUGAUGCCCCUGCGGCCGCGAUUCAAGGUACCACCAAAAGCAUUACGAAUCAAAGUGGCUUUAAAACUGCUGAUAAUCAUGUUCUCGAAUAUUCAACAGCGAAAAUGUCCGACAAUUUCAGCGGCGAUGUUAUCCCAAAUAACUCUCGGUCAAAAGAAGCUUGUACUUUUACAGAUGAUGCUGUUGUAAAGAUAAAAAGGGAUAACUUUGAUCUCAUAACUACUAUCAAAACUAAGAACCUGCCACAGAAUCAAUUUCUACGGAACUAUGACAUAAACAGUGAAAGUAGCCACUCAACUUCACUCGCUAUACAACAAGAAUUUAAAACGGAUUCGGAUAGUAGCGACAAUGCACUUCGCGUUCCCAUACCGUUAACAGCUAAUCUGAAUAUUUUGCAGCUGCAACAACAAACAGAUAAUAUCCCCAGACAUUUGGAUGAACAUCAGUUAACCAAUUAUACUAGUAAUGACUCAGGCACCCAAGAGAUCAAUGAACUGGAAAAGGGUUACACAUCAAAGUCACUUACAGCUUUGUCGUUGGCAAGGAUUAUCUCAACAGCUACAUCGCCAUCUUCUGCAAUGCCUACACCUAUAUCCUGUGCGCGCCCAGAUUGUAACAUACCCUUUAGUAUCACAACAAUAGCUACAACUUCUGCAGAAAGCAUUGUUUCAACGUUAAACCCGGGAACAACUACAAAGGAAAGCCAGUUGCACCAACCAUCGGAGGUAGCGGAAACAUUUUCAUUCCAUGAGCAAAUUAUUAUGUCAGGACAGCAAAAGUGUGCCUUGCAAGCGAAACCCAAACCUUUGGUUGUAUCCCCGCAACAAGUAAUGGUAUUAUAUAUGCAUAAAUUGACACCAUAUGAGCGCACAGAAAUACUAGCAUACCCGCAAAUAUAUUUCAUUGGUGCUAAUGCUAAGAAACGACCCGGUAUAUUCGGUCCAAAUAAUUCCGAUUAUGAUAACGAUCAAGGUGCAUACAUACAUAUACCACACGAUCACGUGGCCUAUCGCUAUGAAAUGCUUAAGGUGAUAGGUAAGGGCAGCUUUGGACAAGUUAUCAAGGCUUACGAUCACAAGACACAUGAACAUGUCGCGCUGAAGAUGGUAAGGAAUGAGAAGCGUUUUCAUCGACAAGCACAAGAAGAAAUACGCAUUCUGCACCAUUUGCGGCGACAAGACAAAUAUAAUACAAUGAAUAUAAUUCAUAUGUUUGAUUAUUUCACAUUUCGCAAUCAUAUGUGUAUUACUUUUGAAUUACUCAAUAUAAAUUUAUACGAGUUAAUAAAAAAGAAUGGCUUUAAAGGAUUCAGCCUUCAACUUGUAAGAAAAUUCGCUCACUCACUGCUGCAAUGCUUGGAUGCGUUAUAUAAGAAUGAGAUUAUUCACUGCGAUAUGAAACCAGAAAAUGUUUUACUGAAACAGCAGGGCCGUUCUGGUAUAAAGGUGAUCGACUUUGGUUCAUCGUGCUAUGAAAGUCAACGUGUCUACACCUAUAUCCAGUCGCGUUUCUACCGCGCACCUGAAGUUAUACUUGGAUCUAAAUACGGACGUGCGAUCGAUAUGUGGUCAUUGGGUUGCAUCUUAGCUGAAUUGCUUUCUGGCCAUGCUCUAUUCCCUGGAGAAAACGAAAGUGAUCAAUUGGCAUGCAUAAUAGAAGUGCUAGGAAUGCCUAACAAAAACUUGCUAACCAAUGCUAAACGCGCCAAAGCUUUUUUUAAUCCAAAGGGUUUUCCAAGGUACUGCACUGUACGCACUAUGACCGAUGGUACAGUCGUAUUAAUAGGUGGCCAAUCGCGUAGAGGAAAGCCACGUGGACCACCAUGCUCCAAAAGUCUGUCAAAAGCUUUAGAUGGUUGCAAAGAUGCGUUGUUCUUAAAUUUCAUUAGAGGUUGUCUGGAAUGGGAUGCAGAAAAACGAUUGACGCCUGCAGAAGCGCUUAAGCAUCCUUGGUUGCGGCGCCGCCUUCCGAGGCCACCAAACUGCGCAAAUUGUCCUAGCGAAAGAGAGAACAUGGGCAGCAACGGUGGCAGUAAUAGUAAGAGUGCUACCGGCGAUCGCACACCAAUAAUUGAGAAAAAUCAAAAAAGGAGCGGAUUCGGUACUAAUAUCAUUGGAUCUUCAUUAUCAACAACUUCAACAUCGAAAGAUUCCAUUGGUGGCGGUGUUGGCUUUAAUACUGCCUUAAUAUCAUAUAACGGCGAGGUAGUGCCCUCCAUUUCAGUAUCAUCAAAUAGCUUGGUACAAAAUACGAUUGAAUCCACAUCCGCAUUUGAUAAUAUCAUUGCCGCUGCCGGCAAUGGUAGUAGCGGCAGCCAGCGUAUCAGUAGUUGUAGUAAUAGGAGUAGCUGUAAAUCCAAUAGCAUUAACAAGUCAAACACUAGCGAUUUAUCUGCCGUUAGUGAAAAUGCCGUUACAUUAUCGCCAAUAAAAUGCCAGCUCUCGCAUUUUACAUCAUCCUCAUGUCUAUUAUCCAACGUAUCAAACCAAUGCGGAUGCAUAUGUCAGAUUGCAGGAACUAUGCAAAAUUUCAAUGCUAUUCAGUGUCCCAAAAUUAAUACUUCAAAUUCAGGAUCAUCGCCGCCAUCAGUUACCGCUAUGUCGCUUUCGCCAGCAAGCGUGGUUAACAUUUCCUUACAAAAUAACUCUUCCAAGUUAUCAAUAGAUUUAAUAGGUUCAGCAAAUUACGUCCUAACCACUGCUGGGUCUACACUAAUUGAUACUAACAAAAAAGUUAAUUUAUAUAACGCCAGUUCCAUCCGCAAAGUAAACUCUGCUAAUACAGGUAACUAUGGCGCAUACCUGGAAACAGAAUAUUACACUGGAAGUAAUCAAUCGAGACCAAGUUCGCUAUCCGAUAUAAUUUCUGCGGAUAAAAUAAUAGCAGUUGUAAAUGAAACAUCGUUAAAACUAGCAUCAUGCAGUAAACCUUUGUAACAAAAAAAUUUAUGCAAAAUAAAAAGGAAGCAAUGUACUUGAAAAUUUAGACCCCUAUGCUGUAAUUCUUCGUAUGUUCGAUUUUGCUAAGAAUCGGUAUGCUGUACUCCGCUUUUUUGUAUCGUGAUUUCGAGAAUGGUAGACCACUUUCGUAAUUCGUAAUGUUGGUAUGCCAGAAUCUGACGUAGCUGUAAAUUUGUAGUAUUUUGCGAAAAUUUUGUAAGAGCAAACGGUGAACGAGUUUUGCAAAAAUAAUAAAAUAACCUGUAUAGGGCACGAAUAACUAAAACUAUGUAAUUUAAAUAAUGCAUAAAAAGCGCCCGACCUCACAUUAUGAUAUUUUCCAAUACCAUGUUGAUAACUUCCUUCAGCCAAGAGACGCAAAACUGCCAUUGAGAAGCCACUGACGGAAGAUUUUACACUUAGCCCAAGGUCUUCCACACCACUUAAAAUGCUUUUGUAUGCUCUCGUUGAGGAUAAAUUUUAUCAGAAAUAAUUAAACAUUUAAACCUUUGUGGAAGUACAUUAGUAUACAUAUCAGUUCAUUGAACCACACAACUCAAAUUCAUACAUAGAAACUAAUAUUACAUUUACAUUGAGCCCAAAUGCGUCAUUUGGGCGAGAAACCUCAAAUGCGAGGCCAAAUCACGCAUUUUGGUCCAAUGUAAAUGUAAUAUAAAGUAGCUAACAAUCCCCCUUCCACAUUCAAGCAAUUGUUGCCCAAAGCAUUUGCAGCGACAACAGAAUCCAUUUUAUUUUAAUUAAAUAAAAAAAUUUCCUAGCAAAUGGUUAAUAAAUGCUGAUUUUAAAUUUCGGUCUUCACUUGCAAUCAUAUUUGUUUAUUUAUUUUUGUCAAAAUAGUCGAUUAAGAACUCCGAAUUUCUUAAUUUUGGUUGAUAACGCGGUGGAUAGUUACGAAUCGAUUACAGUAUACCAUUUUUUAUAUUUUGCGGAGCGAAGCUACAAUUUCUUAACUACGAAAAUUCGAACUAACAAGAUCACGCAAUCAAAAGAGAAAAAAAGUAAAUUUGUGAGCGUUUUUGACAUCUGCCAAAGAAUGAAAAAAAAUAAAGAAAACAAAAAAGUGCUGUUAUUUGAGUGCGGUUAUAUUGGUAUUUCUUAUAAAAUAUAAUAGGUAAAACGAUGAAAAUUUGAAAGUGUUUAUAAAUUGUGGGUUUCAUUAUACCAAGUGACUUAAAAUCGCGGCUUGAAUUUCCAAUAGCAACGUUCUGACGACAAAAGUGCAACCACUUUUCACGCAAAUUUACGCCUCUUGGGAGAUUAAACAAGCGCACAAACUGGUUCCAAUCACAAAGAGCUUUAUUUUAUUAUUUAUUUAAAAUUAAUCGCUAGAGAAACAACUCAAAUCGUUAAAAAAAAUCUCCACGAAGAGAUAGAAGGUAAUGUAAAAAUGACAUACGGCAAAAACGGUAGGAAAUUUUUUUUCUGAAAUUCGAUUACAAAUACAACGAUGGCCGAUUGCGUGAUCUCUAGUUUUUGGUUCAUGAUUACUGCAUAGGGGUGUUAUAUCUACAGUAAUAAUUACGAAAAUUUAAAUAACUCAUGAUAUUUUAAAUUUAUGUUUAUAUGCUUAGAAAUAUAAAAGUGUUUGAGAAUAAGACUAAA
Messenger RNA from Rhagoletis zephyria (snowberry fruit fly), 6723 nucleotides. Its product is annotated as putative dual specificity tyrosine-phosphorylation-regulated kinase 3 homolog. Gene Ontology annotation, cellular component: cytoplasm; nucleus; cytoskeleton. NCBI's taxonomy places the organism in Eukaryota, Metazoa, Arthropoda, Insecta, Diptera, Tephritidae. The record is from RefSeq and is a predicted model, not a curated record. Gene Ontology annotation, biological process: peptidyl-threonine phosphorylation; peptidyl-serine phosphorylation. Gene Ontology annotation, molecular function: protein serine/threonine/tyrosine kinase activity; protein serine/threonine kinase activity; ATP binding.